Mesocestoides corti is the source of this 354-nucleotide messenger RNA. Lineage: Eukaryota; Metazoa; Platyhelminthes; Cestoda; Cyclophyllidea; Mesocestoididae. The record is from the annotation of a GenBank genome assembly.
AUGGGCAGCUGUCUUUCGUGCAGCAAAGCAUCAUCACUACUGAGAUCAAUCCAUUCAUCUACGGAUUUCGAGGUGGCUCUGCUUCAACACAAGCUUCUGGUGGCGGUUUUUUCAGCUCCAUGGUGUCUGACUUGCCAGGUGUUCGCACCAACCCUGGAAGACCUCGCUGCAGACUACCAAGAAGUUACCUUCUUAAAAAUUAACAUUGAUGUCUGCAGUGAUUUGGUUGAGGAGUAUGAGGUGUGGUGGUUGCCAACUGUGAUCAUAUUUCGGGAUGGCGUCCAACGCGGACGUUUUGGGAUCGGCCAGGAGCAUCAGUUGAGGGAGGCACUGAGGGCGAAUCUGGUCACCUGA